AUGGAUCCGGAGGCCAACGUCGCGGAUCCGCCUCCCUGCCUUGCUGCCUUCGCCGGAACCUUCGCGUCUUCGCCCUCUUCCCCGCCGGCCGCCAGCAAGCCUCGGCGCCCCUCUCCCUAUCAACGCGGUGAGGCCGCCCCGACCUCUCCUCCUCUCUCUGCCCUCGCAACACGACGCGCGACCAUCACGCCCCGGGCCGCGACCAAGCUUGUCAGGCCGCAUCGUCCCGGCUGCCACCGCCCUAGCCUUGCCCUGCUCCGACGCUGCUCCGCCCGGUCAACAGCAACCCCAAAUCCCACCCGGCGUGUCACCUUCGCGCGCUCGCGCCCGUGCGUGGCCGGCUACCGCGUGCUGCUGCAUCCUGCGGCUGCGCCGCCGCCGCUUCUCGCGUCCACCACACGUGCCACUGCCGCCCGGCUCACCCGCCUGCCUCCCUCUCGUCGUGGCUGGCCCGCGCUCACGCCGCCGUGCGCCUGCCACCGCGCCCGCCUUGCGCCCUGGGCGCCGUCGGGCUGCCCCAUCGCCGCAACCACGGCGCCUGGGCGGCGCCCGCCAGCACCUGAACCCGUUCUGGGCCCGGUGGCCUAUACAAUAGGGGCCCAACCCAAAAACAAAAAGAAAUAA
Penaeus vannamei (Pacific white shrimp) is the source of this 624-nucleotide messenger RNA. The record is from RefSeq and is a predicted model, not a curated record. NCBI's taxonomy places the organism in Eukaryota, Metazoa, Arthropoda, Malacostraca, Decapoda, Penaeidae.